Molecule: messenger RNA, 2426 nt
Organism: Chanos chanos (milkfish)
Lineage: Eukaryota; Metazoa; Chordata; Actinopteri; Gonorynchiformes; Chanidae
Gene: srfbp1
Product: serum response factor binding protein 1
Exons: 4
Coding region: 155-2245 (696 amino acids)
Biological process (GO): maturation of SSU-rRNA
Cellular component (GO): nucleus; 90S preribosome
Source: RefSeq, a predicted model, not a curated record
UCUCAUUUAAAAGUUUAUAAUUUGACGCGUUAAUGGUAUUGUCCAUACCGAAGCGCAUCCACUUCAUGUCCAUGCUGUCUCUGCCACGCUUAAAACUGAAGUUCGCUUAUCAUUUGUAUUGGCUACAAGCAAAGAAGUGAAAGAGCCCAGAAAGAUGCCAGCUGUACUGAACCUCAACAAUGAAGUGGUGAAGAUGAGGGCAGAGGUGAAGAGGGUGAGGACGCUUGUCAUCAGGAAGCUCACUCGUCAAAUUGCCGCGCUGAAGAAAAAGAAAGGGAGCGAAGCUGAUCUUCAGAGGAACCAGAGAAGAGUGUCGAGAUUUCUGGAGGAGAUCCACGAGUUAAAGAUACUAUCACCCGACACCGUCACCAAAACCGCGCUCCAGAAGGACAUCAGUUUUGAAAAAGUCGUUCAGAACAAAGACGCUAGCAUUUCAGAACGGGCCGUCGCUCGAAUUGCCACACACCCGCAGUUCAGCAAAAAGAUACAGAGUUUAAAGGAUGCCGUCAAAGCCUUUAAAGAUGAAAGGAUAAACACUGUAGAGACUGAGAAAAAAGGGGAAAAGGAAUGUGGGGGCUCUACUGAACAGCAAGUUGAACUGCCUAAGGUCAGCGAUGGUGAGGGAGGAGAAAAAGUAAAGGAGGGCACAUCGGUAGAAAAGGUGUCAACAGAGAGAGAGAACAUACCAGAGGAAGUGGUAAGGAUGAGGAAACCUGUUAAGAGGCUGUGCAUACUGCUGAUCCAAAAGCUCACCGCUCAGGUUGCUGUUUUAAAAGAGAAGAAAGGUAAAGAACCUGUGGAGAAGGAAAACCAGGCUCCAGUAAAAAGGCUCCAGGAAGAGAUACAAAUUUUGAGGACAAUCAAACCAGACUGUGUAACUAAAACUGCCCUUGAUGAAGCCAUCGAUCUAGUGAAGGUGCUCCAGGACCCAGAUGCUAGUCCACUGGAGCGAGUUACUGCACGAAUUGCUACUCACCCACAAUUUGUCAGUAAACUGCAGAAUGUUAAGGAGGCCAUUGGAAAGGAGAGGAGAAAAUCUGGGGAGGCUGAACAAAAGAGGGAAGGGGAAGAAGAGGUCAGUCUGCAGUUAAAGGAUGAAGGUAAUGAUGAGGAGGUAGCAGAUGAGGAUGAUGACAGUUCCGAGACGGAAAACGAGGAGGGUGAUGAAGAUGAUGAGAGAGGGAAAGAGGAUGAGGAACAGGAUAGUCACCACUCUGAAGAGAUGCAGAAGUCCUCUAUUGCUGAACAAACAAAAGAGACAAAUACUGUUGUUAAGGAAUUAUCAUUGAUAAAAGAAGGUACCACUCAAUCAGAGAUUAAAAAUCAAACGGCCUUAGUGACUCCUGUAAAACAGGGAAACCGACCUGAAACUGCCCUGAAAGUAGACGGGGCUGAAGAGCUGCUUACAAACAAAAAAGAAGCACCAGCAAAGAAACAAGUUCAGGAGAAAACUGCCCUCCAGAAAAGAGAAGACGACAAACCCGAAACCAAGAAUCCUGAAAAUAAGGAUAGGAAUCUAGAGGAAGAGAGUGAUUUGGAGUCCUCUGGUGAUGAGGAAGAGAAGGAAUACUUUGAUGACAGCACAGAAGAACGUUUUCGCAAACAGUCAUCCCAGUCUGAGGAAAGCGAUGAAGAUGACUUCUUUCUUGGCAAAGUGAGCAAAUUCAAGAAGAAGAAGAAGAAAUCAGAUUCAGGCCCAAACGAGGAGAAAAGGGGUGAAGUAAAAAAGGCUUCCAAAAUGGAGGAUGAAGAAGAGGAUGAAGACACACCACAGGACUUUAAACCAUCCAAAUUAAAGUCAGUCUUCUGUUCCAGUCUGUCCAGAACUAACAGUGGUCCUCAAAAACCACAGCGAGGCUUCAGCAAAGGAGGUCCAAAAGCAUCUCGCUUCCAGAACCAAAAAAGUCAUCCAGAUGGAGAUGCAAAAGCCUCCUGGUACAAAAACAGAGGCCCUGGUCCUGAUAAAAAACCAUCACCAUCAACCUUCCACAGCCAAACCUAUGGACCAAGUAGUUCAGGACACAGGGAAAGAGGCCCUGUGGGAGCAGGGAGAGGCAGGCCGACUUUUGAAAGGCAACAGCAGCACCGAGUUCCACCUGGAAAGAUCCCUAACCCUCCCCAUCGCCCACAGCAGUCCCAGGCUCUCCAUCCCUCAUGGGAAGCCAGCAGAAAGAGGAAAGAGCAACAGAGCCAGAUCACAGCUUUCCAAGGAAAAAAGAUCAAGUUUGAUGAUGAUGACGAUUAACUUGAGAGACUAACACCCCCUGGUAUCAGGGAUUUGUAUGAAAAUGCGCAUCAGUCGCAUGAGUCAUAAAGGAUUGUUCAUCAUAAGAUCAGAGUUGUACAAAUGAAUUUACAUGUGGUACCAGGUGACCACCAAGCAUUGCUGCAUGUUAUUUCUCUCUGUACCACUGUGUGUUUUCAAA